Messenger RNA from Patiria miniata (bat star), 3047 nucleotides. Its product is annotated as acid ceramidase-like. Gene Ontology annotation, molecular function: fatty acid amide hydrolase activity; N-acylsphingosine amidohydrolase activity. NCBI's taxonomy places the organism in Eukaryota, Metazoa, Echinodermata, Asteroidea, Valvatida, Asterinidae. Gene Ontology annotation, biological process: fatty acid metabolic process. The record is from RefSeq and is a predicted model, not a curated record. Gene Ontology annotation, cellular component: lysosome. Bases 269 to 1456 code for a protein of 395 amino acids. The transcript is spliced from 13 exons.
CACCGCUACUCGCUAGGCUGAUGUUACAAGCUAGACCAGCCUGCCUUGUCUCUGCAGCUGCUUGCGAAAGAGUUUGGGAUUAAAUCUCGCCUUUUGCCUCAUGUCUUGACCUCAAUAGUUUCUCAUCAAUUGCUAGUGCUACACAAUCCACCAUAGAUAGACAUUUCCUAACUGGACAUUUUAAUCAGUCUCCAACCAGACCUGCUGCCUUUGCAUGAAGUUAGCCAUCAAAAGUCUCUAAUAGAAGUGAAAGUGGGAGAAAGUGAAUAUGCUGGCAAGAUAUUUGGCUCCGUUAGGUGUUCUAGCAGUUGUGUUAUUGGUUCCUUCGUUCUGCCAAGAUAUCUAUCCUUACACUGAUAGAAACUGCAGAACAGAUGUGCCAUACCCGCCCAGCGAUCCCAAAGUGUCAACGUUUGUCUUGAACCUUGACCUUGACCCCAAGGACAGAUGGGCGCCACUUGCAAAGAACAAGUCUAAGGAGAUUCAGUUCUUGAUCGACGACAUCAUUGAUCUGAUUGGUAACUUCAUCAAGGACAAAACCAAAAUUACCAGCAUACUGGAUGAUAUCUUUGCUCCUAUUGCCUACACCCUUCCACAACCUUAUCAGGAUGAAAUCAUAGGAAUUUCUGAGUCAUCUGGAGUGCCUCUAGGCCAAAUUGUUUUGUUCAAUAUCUUCUAUGAAGUGAAUCCAUUUUGCACCUCAAUUGUUGCUGAAACUCCCAAUGGAACUCUCUUUCAUUCUAGAAACCUUGAUUUUGGAGUCUUUCUUGGCUGGGAUGUCAAGAAUAAGCAGUGGGAUGUAUCAGAGAGGCUCAGGCCACUCGUUGUGAACGUCGACUACCAAAAAGGCGGGAAAACGGUUGCCAAGGCUGUACACUUUGCCGGUUACAUCGGGGUUCUUACUGGAGUCAAGCCGGGUGUGGUUACCAUGACAAUGAAUGCACGCAAAAGCACUGACCCCGGAUUCUUAGGCCUUCUUCAGUGGAUCAUUGGUCAAAGGUCACAGCAGUGGAUGGGGUUCUUUGUGAGGGACACACUACUGGGAGCUACUGACUAUGCAAGUGCUAAAACCACUGUGAUCAAUGCCAAGGUAAUGUCUCCAGCCUACAUCAUAAUGGGCGGCAGCAAAAGUGGUGAGGGCGCUAUCAUCGUUGUUGACAGAAAGAAGCCGGCUUAUGUUGAAGUGCUGGAUCCGAAGAAAGGCAAGUGGUUCCUGCUUCAGACCAACUAUGACCCAGUGAAUAAGCCACCUUUCUUUGACGACCGACGCACCUCAGGUGUCAAGUGCAUGACCAACACCACUCAGAAGGCUGUGGGGCUUGGACCCAUUUACAAUGUUCUGUCUACCAAGCCAAAUCUCAAUCUGUUAACAGCCUACACAGCCAUGAUGCAAGUGGACACUGGUUAUUUGGAGACCUUCCUCCGUGAGUGCCCCCAGCCCUGCUACCCAUGGUAAACAGAACAGAAGAGAUCUGCAGGAAUUUUUUGAGCAACAACAAAAUUAUCUUGAAAUAGCUGUUUCACUGGUAUAAGUUUACAAGCAUAGUACUAUAUCAGCUUGAUGCUAACUCAUGUAGGACUACAGUGCACAACCUCCUGCUUACUGCAUGUAUUGCAGACGUCUUACCACUCAAAUAUCAAGCUUGCUGGUUUCUGAUUUGUGAAUCUGAUAAAGCCAUAAAAGUACAAGAAGGGAUGCUUUUUACACACCCGGCCUCAAUGAUCGUUUUACCUCCAUUUUUAGAUUUGUAGGUCCUAGAAUGAAUGUUGGGUUUUUUUUGUUUUUUUGACAGAAGCAUUGGGGCUGAAGAUUAAAUUGUUCUUUUUAAAUGGCAACUCCUAUGAGCAUUUCUGUGAAUUCCUUAAUGUUGAUAACUGCAUUGUUUUGUUAAAAAUAGCAUUGUGUAGCCAAAAUUCAAAUGAGCAACCAAUCACAGAAUCUCAGUGCAAAAUGUUUGUAUGAUGUUUAAUGAGCAACUUUCCUCACCACAAAAUAGAACACUGAGGUCCAGUAGUUUUAAUGUUAAUUUUAAAUUUCUGUUUCAGGGAAUCUGUGUAACAAUCAAGUCCAAUGUUUGUAUUUUGUCUGAUAUGGCUAUCAUUUUUCAAAAUAAUUAAAAAAAAGGGCCAAUGUAUUGUGUGACAAUAGUAACAUUGUAAAGAUUAAUACAUGUGUAAACAUUUUUAGCAAUGAUUACUUGAAGCUAUUAUUUUAUGAACAGAAAUAAUUGUCUCCAUUGCAAAUUGAAUUUUCUGAAAUAUCAAUGUAAAUGCAAGGACACCUUUAGCUUUGAAAAUUUUAAAAGAAAUUUUAAGAGAUAUUACAGGGAUGAAUUUGCCAAGUUAUUGUAACAUGUGACAAUUUCCUUUUGCAUAGACCAUGUGACCCUUGUUUAUCAAAUUGCAUGUCAUGUGAUGCAGUCAUUUGAUGCCCACUUUUGCCAGGAAAAAGCAAAUCCACUCUUCAAUGUAUACAUCACUUGAGAUAGAGUUCAGUUUGAAAAAAAUGGUGUUACAUUAUGUGGAUUUUAAAAACCUGAACGAGAUGCUUAUGUGGCAUUUUUGCCUUCCAGCAACCAACAGGCAUGAUGUCAAAGGUGACAUAAUUAUAAAUACAGCGCAUUAAAAUGCAAUAUUCCAUUCUGAAAUGACAUCCAAGAAAAUUAAACCAACUCGUGAGCUUUCAUGACCUUUAUGUGUGCUUCCAUGAUCAGUGCUUGUACAUACAGUAAUACUAAUCUUUAAAACUUAAUUAUCAAUUCAAUGAGUUCUUUCUGGUACACUGACCUCAAUUUUAUACUAAUUUUUUAAUCUAUGAAAAGCAGUGUGUAAAUUUAAUAUGUUAGUGAAAUUUAUUUAGAUAUAAAGAUUCAUAUAUAUUUUUUUAAUUUCAUACUUUGUAUGUAAAAUGAUUGUUUUUUAUCAUAUGAAAUCAUAUGAACAGAUGGUAAAAAAGGAUUUCACAAAAAUGUACUCAAUACCCAAGUUUUCAAGCCGGUGCAAAUGACAGGAAAUGUGAUUGUGAAUCAUUUUUAUGUGACAGAUUU